AUUGUUUGCUAACCGCCAUUCAAAGAACCAACGAAGAAGACGAACACGUUGUGUGUGAUUUCGAAUUCUGGUGGAGGCAAAUCUCAGAAAAUUACGACCACAAACUUUCUCAACAAUUGUGCCCAGACUUUUUCAGAUUGUACUCGACUUUUAUCUUCAGAUGACCAGGAUUCCAUACAGACUGUUCUAACCAGGUUAGAGAUAAUGGCGACGAGCAUUCGCUGGAGCAGAGGGCGACUGCAUCAAUCUGGAGUGGUGGAUGAGAUGCUUUUGCUCAUUAGCGAGUUAGUUCGGGAAGCCAACAACAACCUGGUAAUGUACUCGUCAGAUUAAACAUAAUCUGAAGAAGCAAGAUUCAAAACACGAUGCCUCUAACAUUUUUCUCUUUAACUGCAGUUGCUUCUGGUUUCACCGUACCUCGAAUGGGAGGACAGACUGGAGGAAGGCCGGUUUACCAAAUCGCCCAAGAGCAGUUGCAGAUGUUGUUGUCCUUUAACUUCUCUGCUAAACGGAUUGCGGAGCUUCUGGGUGUCUCAAGAAGAACAGUGAACCGACGGUUAAGACAGCACAAUUUCAUCUUUUACAGACCAGAUGAUGCACUUGAUCUGAAGGUGCUGCUAUUCGGAGUAUGUCCCACAGGCUUCGGAGGAGAACACAUCGAGUGGCAGGGUCAAAUUCGCUGUGGCAUCUUGAUCGCAACCACAAGCUCUUAAAGCGGAGGAUUGUAAUCCAUGGAGGAAUCAAUGGGUUCAGCCGACUGGUGGUUUUCCUGAAGGCUUCUAACAACAACAGAAGUGACAUUGUAAUGAACCUGUUUUCGGAAGCAGUCGCCCAGUUUGGUGUCCCAUCCAGAGUCAGAUCUGACUAUGGAGGGGAAAACAACGUCAUUUGUCUCCUCAUGGAUGUCUUCCGAGGAUCAACCCGAGGGAGCACUCAUAAUCAAUGCAUUGAAAGACUGUGGGGCGAUGUCUGGAGAGGCGUGACAAAAAAACGCAGAGUCCUACGUAGUGUGGUCAGGUCUGCUGAGUUUAUCAUCGACAGGAAGCUCCCAGCCCUACAGGACACCUACCACACACGAUGCCUCAGGAAAGCUGGCAAGAUUCUAAAAGACUGCUACCACCCAUCUUUCAGUCUCUACCCUGCUGCCUUCUGGACAGCUGGCAGGAUUCUAAAAGACUGCUACCACCCAUCUUUCAGUCUCUACCCCGCUGCCUUCUGGACAACAGUUUCUAUCCAAGGGCCGGCCGGCUUCUGAAUGACCAUUUACAUGGACAGUUCUCACUAGCCACUUUACAUUGAUGCAUUUCUCACUAGUCACUUUACACACUGUCACUUUCAGCUACUGGUUGCACUAUCAGCAAUAUUGCACUAACUGUACCCCACUUGUCUUGGGUUAGUAUGAGUGUAAGGUUAGUAUAGGUCAUUAUCUGUAUUAGAGGUCUAAUAUAUUGUAUACUAUUUUGUAUAUUUAGGAGGUUUAUAAUUUAUCUUUUUUUUUUUAGCUUAUCAUAAAUGUAAUCUAAGUACUUAUAAUGUUAUGCCAGGUUGCUUUGCAUUGUCUUGUCCCAAAAAUGUCAGUGCCCAGUCUGACUUUGUGGUGUUCUAUGUACCUGACAAUAAGACUUGAAACGGAUGUCUAGCACUCCUUGUUUACAUAUCUAUAUAGAAAAUGAAGGAAUCAUUAUUGCCAACAACAAAAGGCAUCUUUGGGCUCUUCACUUUGUUUACCUGCCUCGUAUAAAACGUGACCUGAGGACUGCCAGAUACACGUCACCAUAUCAAAUGUUUGUGCGAGGUUGUCUUACACAACAGUUGCAACAUCACACUGGUAUCCAAGAUAUAUUUGGAGCAGCCAGUUCCAGGGGGUGGCUGACCAAGGGGCGGCUGCACUUGCCUUUGACUGGCUACAAAGAGUUGUGGUUCCCCUAAACCAAUUUCAACCAAGUUACGAACAGUUGGAACAUCUCAGGCAACACACAAAUUGUUUGGGUAGAAAUAGACAGUUUGGGAACUGAUCAGGUCCUCAAUAUCCUUUCUUAAAUACAGUUCACACACACAUAAUUUAACUGUUGUAAUCACAUUGUCAAUAGGCCUUGGAAUGAGUAAGCAGUCUCAAUCACGUCAAUGUAAUAAAGAUGAGCAGACCAUAUAAAAUUUAGUUUGUGUUUAAUGUUAUUGCAUUAUGUAACUACGCCUUUAAAAUCCAUCCAUUUAAACAGAACAAAACACGUGUUCAUGUAAGAUAAAAUUAACUUACGACUACAUUAAGUCCUCCCCAAACUGAUCUGCAGAACCUAUUCUAACCUAUUCCAAGAUACACCUUUUAAAGGUGUCAUAAGUCUCACCCACAGGUAAGUAGACUGCAGCGUAUCAUCCGCACUGCUGAGAAGGUGAUCGGCUGCAAUCUGCCUUUCCUCAA
Messenger RNA from Hypomesus transpacificus, 2419 nucleotides. RefSeq lists its product as uncharacterized. The record is from RefSeq and is a predicted model, not a curated record. The transcript has 4 exons. Bases 629 to 1255 code for a protein of 208 amino acids. Lineage: Eukaryota; Metazoa; Chordata; Actinopteri; Osmeriformes; Osmeridae. Gene Ontology annotation, molecular function: nucleic acid binding.